CAUAUUUACGAGAUAUUUUGUAGGCAUGCUUGUGUGCGUACACCAUACUGAUUUAUGGUGAGAAAGAGUCACAAUACAACUAGUAGUGUGUGAAAGCAGAACAAUACAACUAGUAGUGCGUGAAAGCAGAGCGCCCACAGGACCUACCAAAAGACAAUGGGACUUUUUUUUCUUUUUUUUUUUUGGUAAAAAACAAAUAUCAAUCAACAUACAUUAAAUGAAUGAACUUGAUGCAUGGGAUAUUGGAUAUGUACGACAUGACGGCUAUGAGCUUCUCCGUUUACGAGUUUCCUUCAAAGAAAACGACAACAUCUGCCAAAGCCAAUCCAAAAUAUCUAUCUCGGUAUUCUCGGCUGACAGUUCCUAAUCUUGGCAUUCUCUGCUGCUUCAACUUGACCCACCUUCGUUUCUGAAACUUGGGUACGAAGUAAAUAAAAUAAGGUACAAUUAACCAGAACCUCUUCGCAUGACCUACUUGCCAACCCAACCUUUAUAAAACCUGGGACUCUGGGUUUUGUCCAUUCACACUCACACACACACAUAUGUAUAUAUAUAACACAAAAGUAGUAGGUCUGUUUUGUAUUAGCUGCUACAGAGGUAGCCAUGACAGACAACAUUUUUGAUGAGCACGAGAGUUUCCACAAUUUCUUUGAGUGCUGGCUUUCUGAACAAAACCAACAUCUCCAAGACCUCAUCAUUGCCUCCGAAAACAACCAAACCACCAGAAACAACCUCUAUAAUGGUAACACCACCACUACUGCUGCAGCUAAUACUAAUACAAGUUUAAGAACACUGGUAGAGCGUGUGGUGAAGCAUUAUGAGCAAUACUAUGAGGCCAAGUCCAGAUGGGUCAAGCAAGACGUUCUCCGGAUGCUUUCGCCCUCCUGGACAACCUCCCUAGAGGAUGCCUUCCUUUGGAUUGGUGGGUGGCGACCAAGCAUGGCUUUUCAUCUCUUUUACUCCAAGUCCGGCUUGCAACUCGAGGCUCGACUCACAGAGUUGAUUGAAGGUCUUGGUACAGGUGACUUGGCGGAUAUCUCACAGCAUCAGCUCAUGCAGGUGGACCAUUUGCAGAGGAGGACUGUUAAGGAGGAGAGGGACAUCACGGAGAAAAUGGCCAAACAGCAGGAGUCGGUGGCAGACACGUCAAUGGUCGAGUUGGCACACAUGACUACCGAGUUGAUGAGCACUAAUGGUGGUCAUGAGCAUGAAGCUGAAGAGGACCGAGUUGAGUGUGUCGUGGCAUCCAAGGAGCAAUGUUUGGAGGAGAUUUUGCAGAGGGCUGACAGUCUACGGCUAAAAACGCUUAAAGCCAUCACACACAUUCUGACUCCAAUCCAGGCUGUCCAUUUCUUGAUUGCUGCUGCUGAGUUGCACUUGAGGCUUCAUGACUGGGGCAAAAAGGAGGACGCCAGAAGCCGUGGCAAUUCAUCUUAGCCUAUGAUCCAUCAAAAGUUGGAGUCUAGUACCUACGGGGAAUGAACAAUUGACGCAACCGACUGGGUGACCAGAGCCCCUUCAUCGAUCGGGUGUCAUGGACUCAUCUGCCCCAUCUUCGUUAUUCCGAGUUCUUCUGAUAGAGACCUUUAUUUUGCUUUUAUUUUCGGUUUAUGUUUCCUUUCUACUUUAUGUUCAAUUUACUUUGAGAAUAAUUUCAGCACUGCCUAUUCCUUGGUUGUUGUUCCUGAAAUGAAACCAUUUGAAAGUCUAAUCAUAAUAUCUGACUCCAAUUAUUUUAAAAUCAAUUCCAGUCUUGUUCAUCCACAGUUGCAACCUGAUAAUUGC
This is a messenger RNA of Prunus persica (peach), 1785 nucleotides long. Its product is annotated as protein DOG1-like 4. Gene Ontology annotation, molecular function: sequence-specific DNA binding. Gene Ontology annotation, biological process: DNA-templated transcription. Lineage: Eukaryota; Viridiplantae; Streptophyta; Magnoliopsida; Rosales; Rosaceae. The coding region runs from base 604 to 1437 and encodes 277 amino acids. The transcript is spliced from 2 exons. The record is from RefSeq and is a predicted model, not a curated record.